Molecule: messenger RNA, 1420 nt
Organism: Anguilla rostrata (American eel)
Lineage: Eukaryota; Metazoa; Chordata; Actinopteri; Anguilliformes; Anguillidae
Gene: ciao2b
Product: cytosolic iron-sulfur assembly component 2B
Exons: 6
Coding region: 195-704 (169 amino acids)
Biological process (GO): iron-sulfur cluster assembly
Cellular component (GO): cytosolic [4Fe-4S] assembly targeting complex
Source: RefSeq, a predicted model, not a curated record
UUAUGAACGUUUAUUAACAUGAACGAGAACAAUUAAUGGGCUACCCCUAUUCAUUUUCCUUUUUUGAUGGGCUCAAACAAAUUUUAUAGUUUUAAUUUUACAACAUUAUUAGUUCCCCGAGUCACCCUGACUAUGAGUAUUUUCUUAACUUAACUCCGGAAGUAGGCUGUUUUGACGUACUGGUCUCUGAUAGGAUGUCGGGAGGAACGCAGUUAGACAACGAGAAUCCCCAGAUCUUCCAACGAUCAGGAGAAAGACUUUGGACAGCAGAGGACGAGGACGAAGACAUUGCUGAUCCAAUUGACGACAGGGAAAUCUUUGAUCUUAUUAGAUCCAUCAAUGAUCCUGAGCACCCGCUGUCUCUUGAAGACCUAAAUGUUGUAGAACAAAUGAGAGUCCACGUUAGAGACCCGGAGAGUACGGUUACUGUGGAAUUCACUCCCACCAUUCCUCAUUGUAGCAUGGCUACCCUGAUUGGUCUUUCCAUAAAAGUUAAAUUGCUGAGGUCACUACCCAGCAGAUUUAAGUUCUGUCUUUCUCAGAUUGAUGUGCAUAUAACUCCUGGCACCCAUGCCUCUGAGGAUGCAGUUAAUAAGCAGCUGGCAGACAAAGAGAGAGUGGCUGCAGCUUUGGAGAACGCUCAACUCCUGGAGGUGGUGAACCAGUGCUUGGCUUCCAAACUUCCAGCUAAUUUAAUGCCUUAGCAAAAUCAAUGUCACAAGAUUCCAGAGAUAAGGGAUGGUUAAUGGUAUGAAUGACCUCGACCAUGUUGCGUUUUAUGGGGAAGCAUAGUAGAUGAUGGUGGUUAAUGAUUUGUAAUGUGCACUUUUGUACCAGUAUGGUAUGCUUUUUACAUUAACUUUUGUACAUGUUCUUACAUUUGUUUUCACUUGGAUUGUGCACUUUCCUACUGAAGUACAGAUGGUAAAAGAAAGAGCUGUAUAACAGUAAGGUCUGACAACUACUUUUGCACCACCCACUAUUAUCACUGCUUGUUUCAGCUCUGUUUAUACAGAUGAUGCUAACUGCUUGCAGCUUCUAAAGGUUGAUGGAUGGAGGUGUCAUUGGCAUUGUCUUUUUCAAAUUGAUUAAACAGCAUGUUGAGGUAAUUUCAAGGCACUCCCAUAUUUGUGAUGGGGUGGGGCUCAGAUUCACAGAAUGGGGUGGAACAAAAAGACCCUGGAGGAGGAGGUGUGAGUGGGGAGGCUGACAUGUCUCCGGUAUCGGGCAUUGUGGCUGGACUGGGGUCUUUCACCCGAGAAAGACUCCGGUUCAGAGAGCUCUGGGGGUGAGUGGAGUAAUGGGACAGUAUAGAAGUGACCUUUCCACCUUUUACCUCCUGCCUACAUUCUGGAACUGUGCUGAAACACAAGCAGGGAUUAUUUUAACAUUUUUAAUAAAUACAUGCUUUUUAGACUGA